Molecule: messenger RNA, 1202 nt
Organism: Ictalurus furcatus (blue catfish)
Lineage: Eukaryota; Metazoa; Chordata; Actinopteri; Siluriformes; Ictaluridae
Product: collagen alpha-2(VIII) chain
Molecular function (GO): protein binding
Source: RefSeq, a predicted model, not a curated record
AUGGCGCCCACUUCCGGUCAACACGAGGACUGCAGAAAGGAGUCUGAAGCGCACAGCGCCCACUUCCGGUCAACAAGGGCACUGAAGAAAGGAGAAACAAAGAGUGUGUUUCCCUUCACUUUCUGGUUGGUGUGUAUCCACUGCAUGUCAGAACCAGAUGAGCACAGCCUUUCCCUAACCAAUGACGGUUCAGUGCUGGGGCAGUGGGCGGAGUUUGACCUUUUAUACUGUGAUAUGCUUCUGGAGGCUCUAGUCCCUCCCCCUGCUGAUCAGGAUCCGCGAGUUCCAGGUGAUAAAGAGGAUCGUGGUGUGGAUGGCAUGUCAGACCCGGGUCCAACAGGAGAAGAUGGUUAGUGCCCACUGAGCUGCUCACUUCCUGGUCCUCCAGGUGAACUGGGUCUUUCUGGUCCGGUAAGAUUACCUGGGUACCUUGGGCAGGUUGGAGCUCCUGGUGAUAAUGGUCUGAAGGGUGAUCCAGGCAUGGAUGGCACAGCAGGCAUACCUGGACUCCCGCGUAAUAAAGGUGAACCAGGCAUGGAGGGAAAUUGCUCAUGUAAGGGUGGACAAAAAGGUGAAGUGGGACCUGAAGGAUCUAAGGGCAUUAAGGGAGAGCAUGGCCAGAUGGGGUCUCAGGGUGUUGCGGGACAGACGGGUCCUAAAGGAGAGCCAGGGGACAUGGGAAUGAUGGGAAUGCCUGGUCCAUGCAGCCCAGCCGUACAUUCUGCAUUCUCUGUGGCACUAAGAUCAUCAUUCCCAGCUGCCAACCAGCCAAUAGUGUUUGGACGCAUCAUCUAUAACCUGCAGCAGCAAUACAAUUCGAGCAUGGGUGUGUACACAGCACCGGUCAAUGGCACCUACGCCUUCAGCUUCCACUUGACCGCCUCCACCCGCAUCCUGAAGGUUGGGCUCUUCUGGAACGUCCAGCCCGUGGUGAAGAGCACAGGGGCAUCAGAGUUAGGCUCCACCUGCCAGGAUGUGGUGCUAUUCCAGGUGAAAGACAGUAUCACUAAUGAAAUGUUCACUAGAGCUGAGGCCAACGGCACCUUUAGCAGCUUCCUCCUUCAACCUGACACCUGUGACAUCAUCAUGGGUCGAGAGCUUCCACCAAACGUCAAUGGGGUGUUCACCUAGGGAGAUCCAGAACCCACCCUAAGCCCUAAUGUCUAGACCCUACAUACUAAUCCACACCCACCCGGCACAUC